Molecule: messenger RNA, 885 nt
Organism: Populus euphratica (Euphrates poplar)
Lineage: Eukaryota; Viridiplantae; Streptophyta; Magnoliopsida; Malpighiales; Salicaceae
Product: putative disease resistance RPP13-like protein 1
Exons: 2
Coding region: 319-726 (135 amino acids)
Source: RefSeq, a predicted model, not a curated record
UUAGUUAGUUUAAAGUGUUUGCUCACUUUAAGAAACUAUUCAAAGGUUACUCUCACUCGAGCUUAGAAACUGUCUUUCUGACUCGGCAUCUUUGCCUAAAAGCUUGACCAGAACUUGUAGGGUAUCCGAUGAAUUGUAUAGUGACAAUCUGGGGUCAAUAGUUUCGAGUAGCUGAGCUGUGAAGUCAACUGAGAACCCGCGUACUUACUUUGAUUUUUCUUUCCUUUUCCAUUCGUUAAACGUCUUAUUCUCUUCACUAUCUUCUUCUCUACAAUUCUCUGCUUCUGCUUCCUUCCAAUUCUCUGCAAAGAUCCCAUCAUGGCUGUGGAGUACAUUGGAGGAUCAAUUCUCUCUGCUGUCAUUGAGGUUCUGGGCGAGAAGCUGACCACCCCUGAGAUUCUGGGCUUCUUCAAAAGCCACAAGCUCAAUGAUGGUCUUCUGGGAAAGUUGAAAGAAGCACUGAAUACUCUCAACGGACUUCUCGACGACGCGGAGGAGAAGCAGAUCACCAAGCCUGCUGUGCAGAGGUGGCUUAAUGAUGCUAGACAUGCUGUGUAUGAAGCUGAGGACUUAAUGGAGGUGAUUGAAUAUGAACAUCUACGAUCCAAGGAUAUUAAAGCUGCCUCUCGACGUGUGAAGAAUCUGGUAAGGAAUUUGUUUCCAAUUCUUAAUCCAGCCAAUAAAAGGAUGAAAGAGAUUGAAGCAGAGUUACAAAAGAUCUAUUAGAAGCUUGAACGUUUAGUUAAACACAAGGGUGAUCUGCGCCACAUAGAAGGUAAUGGUGGAGGGAGACCACUGUCAGAGAAAACAACUCCAAUGGUUGAUGAAUCUCAUGUAUAUGGAAGGGAAGCUGAUAAGGAAGCCAUAAUGGAGCCCUUGUUGACA